Cetraspora pellucida is the source of this 243-nucleotide messenger RNA. Lineage: Eukaryota; Fungi; Glomeromycota; Glomeromycetes; Diversisporales; Gigasporaceae. The record is from the annotation of a GenBank genome assembly.
AUGUCUUUAGUCGAACUAAAUUCUAGUAUUUCUAUACUGCUAGAAUCUACACAAUUAGAAUCAGAAACCAACUGUGAUCUUUUACAAAAAAAAUUAGAAAAAAAUGUACCUGAAGAUUUUCGACAAUAUUGGGUCAAUAAACUUGCAGAAGAAAAUAAUUCUCAUAAAAGAGAUUCUCAAUUACAAGUAACUUUACUACCACAAGUUAAUAUUAAUUAUGAUAGACUUAUUUUAAAAACUUAG